Messenger RNA from Spodoptera exigua (beet armyworm), 1491 nucleotides. The record is from the annotation of a GenBank genome assembly. Lineage: Eukaryota; Metazoa; Arthropoda; Insecta; Lepidoptera; Noctuidae.
UGAAAUAAAAUAAAAAUGGGUGACAACUUCCAAAAUAAGACCAUGGCACCGGUCAUGAUGGAUUACGAUUUUAAGGUGAAAACUCAGAACGAACGAUCUAAAGUUGAGGAUCUUUUUGACUUCGAGGGUUGUAAAGUCGGCCGUGGAACGUAUGGUCACGUUUAUAAGGCUAGACGGAAAGACGGCUCAGAUACAAAGGAUUAUGCUCUGAAGCAAAUCGAAGGGACUGGGCUAUCUAUGUCAGCUUGCAGAGAAAUUGCGUUACUCCGAGAAUUGAAGCAUCCAAAUGUAAUCAACCUCAUUCGAGUUUUCCUUUCGCAUACUGAUAGAAAGGUGUGGCUGCUAUUUGAUUACGCCGAACAUGAUUUAUGGCAUAUAAUCAAGUUCCAUAGAGCAGCAAAAGCUAACAAGAAGUCUGUAAUGGUGCCAAAAGGGAUGGUGAAGAGUCUUCUCUAUCAGAUAUUGGAUGGCAUACACUAUUUGCAUUCCAAUUGGGUAUUGCAUAGAGAUUUGAAACCAGCUAACAUUCUGGUAAUGGGUGAAGGUCCGGAGAGAGGCCGGGUUAAAAUUGCAGAUAUGGGUUUUGCUAGACUGUUCAAUGCUCCAUUAAAGCCUUUAGCUGACCUAGAUCCUGUGGUGGUCACAUUCUGGUACAGAGCUCCUGAAUUAUUGCUUGGGGCUAGACAUUAUACUAAAGCAAUUGACAUAUGGGCUAUUGGGUGUAUAUUCGCGGAGUUGCUUACAUCCGAGCCUAUAUUCCAUUGUCGACAAGAAGAUAUCAAAACCAGCAAUCCUUACCACCAUGAUCAACUGGACAGAAUAUUUAAUGUAAUGGGAUUCCCACAGGAAAAAGACUGGGAAGAUAUUAGGAAAAUGCCUGAACAUGCCACUCUAGUUAAAGAUUUUAAAAGAUCUAAUUAUCAAAACUGUUCAUUAAGUAAAUACAUGGACAGGCAUAAAAUAAAACCAGACAGCAAGGCUUUUAGUUUACUGCAAAGACUUUUGCUCAUGGAUCCUAACAGGAGAAUAACAUCAGAGCAGGCUAUGCAAGACCCAUACUUUGCCGAAGACCCCUUGCCCACACAGGACGUAUUCGCGGGAUGUGCCAUUCCUUACCCGAAGAGAGAAUUCUUGACCGAUGACGAUCAAGAAGACAAGAGUGAUUCAAAAGCUCGGCAGAAUCAGCAGCAGCAACAACCAAAUACUCAACAGAAUCAAGUGCAAGCAAACAGUCACGAUCACGGAGCCAAUAACGCGAAGAGGAUGAGAAUGUCAGGUAUAUUAUACCGACCGAAUCAAGGCAACAACGCAGGUGGCGGUGGUCAGCAAGAGUUCCAUCAACAACAACAGAUGAUGUUUGGUGGCCAACAACAGGGUGGAAGCUCGCAACAACAGGGCAAUUUCCAACAGAGGUUCUAAUGUAUACCAUUGUAAUUUAUACCUUAUGUUUAAGUAUUAUGUUUUUAAUUAAUUUAUAAGUUAAAGUAACGU